Arachis duranensis is the source of this 2365-nucleotide messenger RNA. RefSeq names its product disease resistance protein RPV1-like. Gene Ontology annotation, molecular function: ADP binding. Gene Ontology annotation, biological process: defense response. The transcript has 5 exons. Lineage: Eukaryota; Viridiplantae; Streptophyta; Magnoliopsida; Fabales; Fabaceae. The record is from RefSeq and is a predicted model, not a curated record. Bases 182 to 2242 code for a protein of 686 amino acids.
UCAAGCUGGUAGAUUUGGAGAGGCUUUUGAAGAAUUUAUAAAGAAAAACCCCCAAAAUAAAGUCAAAGAGCAGGAUUGGAGGAAAGCACUCCGUGAUGUAGGCUCCACUGCUGGAUUUGUUGUUCAAAAUUGGAGGAAUGAAAGUGAGGAUAUUAAGAAGAUUGUUGAACAUGUUACUCAUAUGCUAGACAUGAAUGAAUUGUUCAUUGCUAAUCAUCCAGUAGGAGUAGAAUCUCGUGUAAAAGAGCUGAUUGAACUACUAAAAAGCCAUCAAUCAGAAGAUCCUCUACUAUUAGGCAUAUGGGGCAUGGGAGGGAUCGGUAAAACAACCAUUGCCAAAGCAGUUUAUAAUAAAAUUUUCCGUCAGUUUGAUGGUCGAUGUUUCCUCUUAAAUAUCAGGGAAGUUUGGGAUCAAGAUAAUGGUGGCCUUCAUUUGCAGCAGCAACUUCUUUCUUCUGUCUAUAAGACAACAAAAAUAAAGAUACAGAACAUAGAAUCUGGAAAAUCAAUAUUAGAGAAAAGGCUUGGACAGAAAAGGAUACUUGUUGUACUUGAUGAUGUGGAUAAAUUAGAGCAACUUAAUGCUUUGGCUGCAAGCUAUAAAUGGUUCUGUCCAAGGAGUAUAAUAAUCAUCACAACAAGAGAUGAAAGACUUCUUAGUUGGCUUGAAAUUGACAAAAGAUAUAAAAUGGAAGGGUUGAAUGAGGAAGAAUCUAUUGAACUUUUCAGUUGGCAUGCAUUCAAAGAACCACGUCCUAGGAAAAAAUUUGCUACACUUUGUGGUGAAGUUAUUUCCUAUUGUGGGAAUUUGCCAUUAGCUCUUGAGGUCAUUGGGUCACAUUUGUUUGAAAGAGGAAUAAAAGAGUGGAAGAGUGUCUUGAACAAACUCAAAAGCAUUCCCAAUAAAGAAGUGCAAAAGAAGCUUAAGAUAAGCUUUGAUGGUUUAAGUGAUGACAAAGAUAGAGAAAUAUUCCUUGAUAUAGCUUUUUUCUUUAUUGGAAUGGACAAAAGUGAUGUCACUGAUAUACUAAAUGGUUGUGGACAUUCUGCUGGGAUUGGAAUAAGUAUUCUUUUGGAGCGAUGUCUUGUAACUGUUGACACUAAGAAUAAACUUCGAAUGCAUGGUUUGCUGAGAGACAUGGGAAGAGAAAUCAUUCGCGAGAGUUCUCCAACAACACCUGAAGAACGUAGUAGGUUAUGGCAUUCAGAGGAUGUGCUUGAUGUAUUAUCAAAAGACUUGGGAACAAAAGCUACCGAGGGAAUUGCUUUGAAGUUAUCAAGGAUGAAUCCAAUUUGUUUGAAGACCAAAGCAUUUAAGUACAUGAGGAGACUCAGAUUACUUCAACUUGCUGGGGUUCAACUUAAAGGAAACUUCAAACACCUUUCGACAGACCUUCGAUGGCUAUGCUGGCAUGGAUGCCCUUCAAGAUAUACAGAAGCAAACUUUGAUCAAAGAAAUUUAGUUGCCAUUGACUUAAAAUAUAGCUACCUCCAACAUGUAUGGAAGAAGGGCCAGAUGAUGAAGAAACUGAAAAUUCUCAAUCUUAGUCAUUCCGAACACUUGACACAUACUCCAGACUUUUCAUACUUGCCCAAUCUUAAAAAGUUAAUACUCAAAGAUUGUCCAAGAUUGUGUUCAAUCUCCCACACCAUUGGACAUCUCAAACGAAUUCUUCUAAUCAACUUGAAAGAUUGUACAAGCCUUCGAGUGCUUCCGAAAAGCAUCUACAAAUUAAAAUCUCUCAAAACUCUCAUUCUGUCUGGAUGUACAAAGAUUGACAAAUUGGAAGAGGACUUAGAACAAAUGAAAUCUUUGACAACAUUGAUGGCAGAUAACACUGCUAUAACCAAAGUUCCCUAUGCACUACCAAGAUUAAACAACAUUGUUUACAUUUCUUUGUGUGGGUUCGAAGGAUUGUGUCGUAAUGUGUUUCCUUCAAUCAUCUGGUCAUGGACCUCUCCAGCAAAUAAUCUCUCACCCCAAAUGCAUACAAAUUUGGACCUGUCAAAUCUUGUUUCCAUAAUGGUAUCCAAUAGCAGUAGUUCCCAUGCAGGCCUAUCAUCCAUCAUUAAAGAGCUUCCAAAGGUUCAGAAUCUUCAAUUGGAAUGUGGCUCACAACUAAACAUAUCAGGAAAUGUAAAUUUAGUUUCUUCUAAUGUCACAAAUUUUAAGGAACUGGAAGCACCAUCAAGAACAUCACAUGUCUCAAAUAUGAAUACCUCAGCAUUAGAAGCUUACUAGCAAUUUAGCUGGAGAUUUUUUGCUUCCUGGAAACAACAAUCCUGAUUGGUUAACCUUCAGCAGUGAAGGUUCUUCUGUGAGUUUUGAAGUUCCAAAAGUUAAUGGCCGCAGCUUGAAGGCGAU